Messenger RNA from Chilo suppressalis (striped riceborer), 1751 nucleotides. Lineage: Eukaryota; Metazoa; Arthropoda; Insecta; Lepidoptera; Crambidae. The record is from the annotation of a GenBank genome assembly.
UCCAUAGAGCAAAGGAAUUAUUAGAUUUAGAACGAUGCUCAGAAGAACUGUAUUAGUGUUUUGUUCUGUAUUUUUCGUGUGUUACGCGAAUCCCGACGCGAAGAGACUUUACGAUGACUUAUUGAGUAACUACAACAGACUCAUUCGACCCGUCGAUAAAAACAACAAUACUGUACUGGUGAAACUUGGGCUAAGGCUGUCCCAGCUCAUUGAUUUGAAUCUCAAGGAUCAAAUAUUAACGACAAACGUCUGGUUGGAGCACGAAUGGGAAGAUCACAAAUUCAAAUGGGAUCCCCUAGAGUAUGGUGGGGUGAAGGAGCUGUACGUACCAUCAGAACACAUCUGGUUACCAGACAUCGUAUUGUACAAUAAUGCCGACGGUGAAUAUGUAGUGACGACGAUGACCAAAGCGGUACUGCAUUACACCGGCAAAGUCUUGUGGACUCCGCCGGCCAUCUUCAAGUCUUCCUGCGAGAUCGACGUACGAUACUUCCCGUUCGAUCAGCAGACCUGCUUUCUCAAGUUCGGUUCCUGGAGCUAUGAUGGUGAUCAGAUCGAUUUGAAGCACAUCAACCAGAAGAAAGGCGACAUGGUGGAUGUGGGCAUUGACCUCCGGGAGUACUACCCGUCAGUUGAGUGGGACAUACUGGGGGUGCCUGCUGAAAGACAUGAGCGCUACUACCCAUGCUGCCAAGAACCAUACCCAGAUAUAUUUUUCAACAUUACUCUGCGAAGGAAAACGUUAUUUUACACAGUUAAUCUUAUCGUUCCUUGUGUUGGCAUAUCGUAUCUCUCAGUCCUAGUGUUUUAUUUACCCGCAGACUCUGGAGAAAAAAUUGCUCUCAGUAUUUCAAUUUUACUCUCACAAACCAUGUUCUUUUUGUUGAUAUCAGAAAUCAUACCAUCUACGUCACUGGCCUUACCUUUAUUGGGAAAAUAUUUACUAUUCACUAUGUUACUUGUAGGUUUGUCAGUUGUGAUAACUAUAAUAAUUCUGAAUGUGCACUAUCGAAAGCCAAGUACACACAAAAUGGCUCCUUGGGUGAGAAAGUUUUUUAUAACUAAACUACCGAAGUUACUACUGAUGAGAGUUCCUAAGGAUUUGUUGAGAGAUUUAGCAGCGCAAAAGAUUGCUGGAAGGAGUUUGAAAAAGAAUAAGUUCAAGGAUGCAUUGGCCGCAGCGGAGCAAACAAAUUCGAACGCUUCAAGUCCUGACUCUCUACGUCAUCAUAUGCCAGGGGGCUGCAAUGGUUUACACUCCACUACUGCUACAAAUAGAUUCAGCGGCCUCGUCGGAGCUCUCGGGAGCCUUGGUGCAGGUUAUAAUGGUCUUCCUUCGGUAAUGUCCGGCCUUGAUGACUCCUUGAGCGACGUGGUACCUCGCAAGAAGUACCCCUUCGAGUUGGAAAAGGCGAUCCAUAACGUUAUGUUUAUACAACAUCACAUGCAGCGGCAAGAUGAAUUUAAUGCGGAAGAUCAAGACUGGGGCUUUGUAGCCAUGGUCCUGGAUCGACUGUUCCUCUGGAUAUUCACCAUCGCCUCCAUCGUGGGUACAUUUGCAAUCCUCUGUGAAGCACCUUCCUUGUACGAUGAUACUAAGCCAAUCGACAUGAUACUAUCAUCGGUUGCUCAGCAACAGUUUCUUCCUGUUGAUAGCGGAGAUCCUUAAAGAAAAAUAUUUAAUGUAUGUUGAUUUUGUUGGCCCUAUGCCAUCAUCUUUUAAGGCUUAGGCAUUUUUUUAGUAACCCAAU